GCUCGGCGGCUCAUUCCGCGGCCGCCGCCAGCCGAGGGGAGCGUCGCGAGCAGAUGCCGCGGGGGCCGCUCGCAGCCGCCGCCGACUUGUGAAUGGGACCCGGACUGGGGCCGGGGUUGACACCGCUGCGCUUGGCUUGCGCCAGGGACCGACGGCCCCGAGCUCGCGCCCACCCUCCAGGGCCCCAGUUUCCUCAUCUGUACUUUUGGCAUGACAAGAACAUAUACAGAGCCAAGUGAACACUUCAUAAAUGUCAGCGACAGCCCUGUGAAAUCACUGUAUUUUCGGCUCAGUGGACCCGUGACACUCGUUCCUGUUGUCAUUUGUUGAGUGACCAAUCAGAUGGGUGGAGUGUGUUAUAGAAAUUGGCAGCAAGUAUCCAAUGGGUGAAGAAGAAGCCGACUGGGGAAGUGGGCAGCCCUGACCGUGAUGUGCUCAGCCAGCAGAGACAUUCCAUUCCGAGAGAGGUCUGCCUGACACGUCUGGGAGGCCACCAUCAGCCAGGCCGCCACAGGGUUGGUGAAAGGGGUGACAGCCGCAUUCUCCUGUGCCUACCACAUAACCAAAAAUGAAGGAGCACUACUGUUUACAAGCCGCCCUGGUGUGCCUGGGUGUGCUGUGCCACAGCCAGGCCUUCACCACCGAGCGACGGAGCCACUUGCGACCCUCGUUCCACGGGCACCACGAGAAGGGCAAGGAGGGGCAGGUGCUGCAGCGCUCCAAGAGAGGCUGGGUCUGGAACCAGUUCUUCGUGAUCGAGGAGUACACCGGGCCUGACCCCGUGCUCGUGGGCAGGCUUCAUUCCGAUAUUGACUCUGGUGAUGGGAACAUUAAAUACAUUCUCUCAGGUGAAGGAGCCGGAACCAUUUUUGUGAUUGAUGACAAAUCAGGGAACAUUCAUGCCACCAAGACAUUGGACCGGGAAGAGAGAGCCCAGUACACGCUCAUGGCACAGGCGGUGGACAGGGACACCAACCGGCCGCUGGAGCCACCGUCGGAGUUCAUCGUCAAGGUCCAGGACAUUAAUGACAACCCGCCCGAGUUCCUGCAUGAGACCUAUCAUGCCAACGUGCCUGAGAGGUCCAACGUGGGGACAUCGGUAAUCCAGGUGACAGCUUCAGAUGCAGAUGAUCCCACCUAUGGAAACAGCGCGAAGUUAGUAUACAGCAUCCUAGAAGGACAACCCUACUUUUCAGUAGAAGCACAGACAGGUAUCAUCAGAACAGCCCUCCCCAACAUGGACAGGGAAGCGAAGGAGGAGUACCACGUGGUGAUCCAGGCCAAGGACAUGGGUGGACACAUGGGUGGACUCUCAGGGACAACCAAAGUGACGAUCACACUGACCGAUGUCAAUGACAACCCACCAAAGUUUCCACAGAGCGUAUACCAGAUGUCUGUGUCAGAAGCAGCUGUCCCCGGGGAGGAAGUAGGAAGAGUAAAGGCAAAAGACCCAGACAUUGGAGAAAAUGGUUUAGUCACCUACAAUAUUGUUGAUGGAGACGGUAUGGAGUUGUUUGAAAUCACCACGGACUAUGAGACACAGGAGGGUGUGGUCAAACUGAAAAAGCCUGUAGAUUUUGAAACCAAAAGAGCAUACAGCUUGAAGGUAGAGGCAGCCAAUGUGCACAUCGACCCAAAGUUCAUCAGCAACGGGCCUUUCAAGGACACUGUGACGGUCAAGAUUGCAGUGGAAGAUGCUGAUGAGCCCCCCAUGUUCUUGGCCCCAAGUUAUAUCCACGAAGUCCAAGAAAAUGCAGCGGCUGGCACUGUGGUUGGGAGAGUGCACGCCAAAGACCCCGAUGCUGCCAACAGCCCGAUAAGGUAUUCCAUCGAUCGUCAUACUGACCUCGACAGGUUUUUCACUAUUAAUCCAGAGGAUGGUUUUAUUAAAACCACAAAACCUUUGGACAGAGAGGAAACUGCCUGGCUCAACAUAUCCGUUUUUGCAGCAGAAAUCCACAACCGGCAUCAGGAAGCCAAAGUGCCAGUGGCCAUUAGGGUCCUUGAUGUCAACGAUAAUGCCCCCAAGUUUGCCGCCCCUUAUGAAGGCUUCAUCUGUGAGAGUGAUCAGACCAAGCCACUUUCUAACCAGCCAAUUGUUACAAUUAGUGCAGAUGACAAGGAUGACACAGCCAAUGGACCAAGAUUUAUCUUCAGUCUACCCCCUGAAAUCAUUCACAAUCCAAAUUUCACAGUCAGAGACAACAGAGAUAACACUGCAGGGGUGUAUGCCCGGCGUGGAGGCUUCAGUCGGCAGAAGCAGGACCUGUACCUCCUGCCCAUCGUGAUCAGCGAUGGCGGAGUCCCUCCCAUGAGUAGCACCAACACCCUCACCAUCAAGGUCUGUGGGUGUGACGUGCACGGCGUACUGCUGUCCUGCAAUGCUGAGGCCUACAUCCUGAACGCCGGCCUGAGCACGGGGGCGCUCAUCGCCAUCCUCGCCUGCAUCGUCAUUCUGCUGGUCAUUGUAGUGUUGUUUGUGACCCUGAGACGGCAAAAGAAAGAACCACUCAUAGUCUUUGAGGAAGAAGAUGUCCGUGAGAACAUCAUUACCUAUGAUGAUGAAGGGGGCGGGGAAGAAGACACAGAAGCCUUUGAUAUUGCCACCCUCCAGAAUCCUGAUGGGAUCAAUGGAUUUAUCCCUCGCAAAGACAUAAAGCCCGAGUAUCAGUACAUGCCUAGGCCUGGACUCCGGCCAGCACCCAACAGUGUGGACGUCGAUGACUUCAUCAACACGAGAAUACAGGAGGCAGAUAAUGACCCAACUGCCCCUCCUUAUGAUUCCAUCCAAAUCUAUGGUUACGAAGGCAGGGGCUCAGUGGCCGGGUCCCUGAGCUCCUUAGAGUCUGCCACCACAGAUUCAGACUUGGACUAUGACUACCUACAGAACUGGGGACCUCGUUUUAAGAAACUAGCAGACUUGUACGGUUCCAAAGACACUUUUGACGACGACUCUUAACAAUAAUGGUACAAAUUUGGCCUUAAGAACUGUGUCUGGCAUUCUGAAGAAUCUAGAAGAUAUGUAAACAGGUAUUUUUUUAAAUCAAGGAAAGGCUCAUUUAAAACAAGCAAAGUUUUACAGAGAGGAUACAUUUAAUAAAACUGCAAGGACAUCAAAGUGGUAAAUACUGUGAAGUACCUUUUCUCGCAAAAAGGCAAAUAUUGAAGUUGUUUAUCAACUUCGCUGGAGAAAAAAACCACUUGGCGUACAAAAUAUUUAAGUGAAGGAGAAGUCUCAUGGUGAACUUACAAUGAAGGGAAAUCGUUUAUGUGUUAUGAACAUCUAAGUCUUUUCUUCUUCUUCUCCUUCUUCUUCUUCUCCUUCUUCUUCUUCUUCUUCUUCUUCUUCCUUUUUUUUUGUCAAAGAAGCUUCCAGAAAAUUAGAAAGGACAACAGUUCUGAGCUGUAAUUCCGCCUUAAACUAUGGACACUCUAUAUGUAGUGCGUUUUUAAACUUGAAAUAUAUAAUAUUCAGCCAGCUUAAACCCAUACAAUGUAUGUACAAUACAAUGUACAAUUAUGUCUCUUGAGCAUCAAUCUUGUUACUGCUGAUUCUUGUAAAUCUUUUUCCUUCUACUUUCAUCUUAAACUAAUACGUGCCAGAUAUAACUGUCUUGUUUCAGUGAGAGGCGCCCUAUUUCUAUGUCAUUUUUAAUGUAUCUAUUUGUACAAUUUUAAAGUUCUUAUUUUAGUAUACAUACAAAUAUCAGUAUUCUGACAUGUAAGAAAUGUUACGGCAUCACACUUAUAUUUUAUGAACAUUGUACUGUUGCUUUAAUAUGAGCUUCAAUAUAAGAAGCAACUUUGAAAUAAAAAACAGAUUCUUUUUUAA
Neofelis nebulosa (Clouded leopard) is the source of this 3832-nucleotide messenger RNA. RefSeq names its product cadherin 11 (gene CDH11). Gene Ontology annotation, cellular component: adherens junction; catenin complex; plasma membrane. Gene Ontology annotation, molecular function: calcium ion binding; cadherin binding. The transcript is spliced from 14 exons. The coding region runs from base 569 to 2959 and encodes 796 amino acids. Gene Ontology annotation, biological process: homophilic cell-cell adhesion; cell morphogenesis; cell-cell junction assembly. NCBI's taxonomy places the organism in Eukaryota, Metazoa, Chordata, Mammalia, Carnivora, Felidae. The record is from RefSeq and is a predicted model, not a curated record.